CGUGUGACAAGGAGGGGGCAGCCCGGGGCGCUCCGGCCGUCCCUUAUAAGAGAGACCAUCUCAGGACCUUUUUGGCACAAGAGUCUCUGCGAAGCGGGCUGCGCACACGCGAGCGCCACGAGCCGCCGUCGGUUCCAAAGAGAAGGGAGGAGGGCCGGCCAGCCAUCGCGAGCCUUUUCUUCCCUCCCCGCGCCGAGCGCCAGCAAAGCCUCGAGCCCCGCCGCGCGCCUUUUCUCCCGCGGGCGGCCGCCCAAUGGCCAGCGGCAGCCCCGCCAAGAUGGACAGCGGUGCCAGCCAGCCGCCGCCUCCGCCGCCCUUCCUGCAGCCCGCCUGCUUCUUCGCUGCCGCCGUGGCCGCCUCCCAGAGCGCGCAGCAGCAGCAGCCCAGCCCAGGCUCUCCAGGGGCCGCCAAAGUGCCUGUUGCAAAGCAGCAGCAGCAGCACCAGCAGCAGGCAGGGGCCAAGCGGCCGCGCUCGUCGUCGCCGGAGCUGAUGCGCUGCAAGCGGCGCCUCAACUUCAGCGGCUUCGGCUACAGCCUCCCGCAGCAGCAGCCGGCGGCGGUGGCACGGCGCAACGAGCGCGAGCGGAACCGCGUCAAGCUGGUCAACCUGGGCUUCGCCACGCUGCGCGAGCACGUGCCCAACGGCGCCGCCAACAAGAAGAUGAGCAAGGUGGAGACGCUGCGCUCGGCCGUCGAGUACAUCCGCGCCCUGCAGCAGCUGCUCGACGAGCACGACGCCGUCAGCGCCGCCUUCCAGGCCGGCGUCCUCUCGCCCCGCUACCCCAGCGACAUGAACUCCAUGGCCGGCUCGCCCGUCUCCUCCUACUCGUCGGACGAAGCCUCCUACGACCCGCUCAGCCCCGAGGAGCAGGAGCUCCUGGACUUCACCAACUGGUUCUGAGAGGCCCUGCAGCAGGACUGCUUGCAAAACAGUUGCAUCUUGCUACUUUCCCCCCUUCCUGAUAUGGAAAGGAAAAGUCAUACAAUGAAAGCACAGGAGGAGGUUGACUGUCUCUCCACAAAACCGAAAGCACUCCCUGAUUCUGCCUUUGCACUCCAGGCCAUUCCAAGAGACCCAAGACUGCGAUCCUAUGCACUGUUACUGGCCUCAGUGAACACAGUGGGAAUUACUUUAAAGUAAACAUACAUAGGAGCAAGCUGUACGGUGAACUUAGAACCUACAGGGGGACCACAAUGUUAGGGGACAUCUAUAUGCUUGUUUUCAACCCCAUAAGCAAAACAGCACUGCCUAUUCCAUAUAAAUUUUCUACAUAGUAAUGAGCUUCCCUCCUUUUUGAAAUAAAUACAGUAUUCCCACGCUUCUUUGAAAGACUGGUUUGUUCAUUUGUGAACAGAAAUUGCAGCGUGACCUUGUUUACUCAGAACUAAGCCCCAUUGAGUUCAAUGGGAUUUGCUCUGAGGUAAGUGACUUUAGGAUUGCAGCCAUGAAGCCCAUUUCUAAUGAUGCUUACCAAAUUCAAUGGAACUUACUCUCAAGUAAGUAUCAUAGGAUUGUGGCUUUGGUUGCCUAAUGCUUGUGAAGAUUUUGAAAAUCAAAACUAUGCUAUAUUCAAAGAACCCUUUAAUGUGUCUCCCCUUUGUCUGCUUUUGACUCCCCCCCUACCGUUCCCCAUCAUAAAAUGCUUCCAGUUUUUCCUGUGAACUUUUUAUUAUAUUAAAAAAAUCUAUUUGUAUCAUUCCUAACUAAUUUUGGGGAUAUAUUAAGCUAUUUUUGUAUAUAAGAGAGAGAAAUUUAUAGACUUUUUUGUACAAAUGGUUUAAAAUGUGUAUAUCUUGAUAACUUUUUAAAAUAUGUAAUGCUUAUUACCUCUUCAUAUCUAGAUGCGUAGUCAACAUAACCUUGCAACUGCCAUGUUUUUGUUAUGUGGUUUUGUAAAGGACUUGGAAAAAUGCCUCCAGAAGUACUUUAGCACCAACGUGUCUUACUUUUUUAUAGAAACUUUGCUAAUGUAUUAAUAAUGUUAUUAAACAAUGUUCAAAGUGAACAAAGUUUAUGCAGCUAUUGUCCAAACGCAAAAUGGUAGCUAUUUAUUUUACAAGCUGCUGCCUUUUGAAGAAGAAAAAACUUUUGACACUGCCUUUUCAUGCUGUUUUAUUACAAACUUACAAAAAAAAUCCUGUAUAAUUGUGUUUUAUACAAACUAGUUUGGUAAUAAAACUUUUGUUUCAUUUCAAA
Molecule: messenger RNA, 2197 nt
Organism: Sphaerodactylus townsendi
Lineage: Eukaryota; Metazoa; Chordata; Lepidosauria; Squamata; Sphaerodactylidae
Gene: ASCL1
Product: achaete-scute family bHLH transcription factor 1
Exons: 2
Coding region: 254-901 (215 amino acids)
Biological process (GO): developmental process; regulation of transcription by RNA polymerase II
Molecular function (GO): protein dimerization activity; RNA polymerase II transcription regulatory region sequence-specific DNA binding; DNA-binding transcription factor activity, RNA polymerase II-specific
Source: RefSeq, a predicted model, not a curated record